UCUGACUGUCCAUCCAGACUUUGCUUUGCUUAAGAUGGCGGCAGCAAAUGGAAAACAUUGGGUUAUGCUUGUAGCUGGUUCAAUGACAUGGAAAAAUUACAGGCACCAGGCUGAUGUGUGUCACGCAUAUCAGAUAGUACAUCACAAUGGGAUUCCUGAUGAUCAGAUUGUUUUGAUGAUGUAUGAUGACAUCGCUUAUAAUGAGAAAAACCCUUAUCCUGGAAUAAUUAUCAAUAAACCAAAAGGAUUGAAUGUGUAUCCAGGCGUUCCAAAAGAUUACACUGGAAAAGAUGUAACACCUGGAAACUUCCUGGCUGCUCUCAAAGGAGACAGAAAAUCUGUGAAAAAAAAAAAAAUCAUUACAAGUGGAGGAAAUGACACAAUAUUCAUCUACCUGGCAGAUCAUGGUGGUUCAGGCACAUUUACUUUUCCAAACAGCACUCUUCAUGCCCACGAUCUCAUUGAAACGAUCAAGAAAAUGGCAAGAAAUAACCAGUUCUCAAAGAUGGUGAUAUAUAUGGAAUCCUGUCAUUCCGGAUCAAUGUUCACCAAACUUCCCAACAAUGUUCAUGUGUAUGCUGUGACUGCAGCGAGAGCAGAUGAGAGCAGUUAUGCCUGUUAUUUUGACAAUGAGAGGAAAACAUUUCUCUCUGAUGAAUUCUCAGCUCUUUGGAUGUACUACAUGGAAACGAAUGACCUUAAUAAGAAAACAUUCCGGGAUCAGUUUAGUUAUCUUCAGAAAAAGAUGGAGAAGUCUCACUCCUGUCGUUUUGGGGACAUGACAAUGGGUGGACACUGGAUUAGUGAGCUUGUGAAUAACACCCCUCAAAGUCUUCGGGCCAAGAACAGGGAUGAGGGGUUUGAGUUAACUCAUUUGACCUCUAACCAUGAAGUGCCAUUCAAAAUCUUGGAGCACCGAAUUAAAACAGAAACUGAUGCAGGCAGUAGACAACGUCUGAGAAGAAAACUUGAAGCUCUUCAUCAGGCUAAAGCUAAGAUUGAAAGAAAAGUUGAAGCUAUCAGUCAGCACUUUGAUUUUAAACAUGAUGAUUUGGAAGAAGAUCCUUCUAAGGUGGAUUUACAUGCACUCAAAAAAGUAGCUGAGCAUUUCAGGGCUACCUGUUUUGAUUGGGACGACGACGAGAGUUUCACACUUUUCCAUAUCGCCUCGUCACAAAUGCAUGUAUUUGCUCGUCUUUGUGCACAUGAAGUUGAAGCAGAGAGGAUCAUAGAGGUCAUAACAGCAGUCUCCAGGAAAAGCUGAAUGAAACUACAGGAAGGAUAUUAACAACAUGCUUAAGAGCUUAUGAAAUUCAGAUCAAUCUCAUCCUUGCCUGUGAAACUAUUGAAAUUUUCUCAUAGAUAAUAACUUUGGUUAAAAGUAGAAAGUGCAAUCUGACAUUUGUGUCAAAAUUUAGUUAUUCACAUAUUCUUAUUCAGUGACGUAUUUUUCUUCAUGCUUUACAUUUUGGGACUUGUUUUAGAAAACAAAAAGCUUCAAACCACAAAGUCGAAUGAAAUGCAAAAACUAUACGAUACAAGUGUCACGAUCAUUAGAUGGAGUGCCCAUGAACUUCAGUAGAGGGCACUCCACUCAGGACCAUUCCACCCAUCAACCACCAGAUGUCACCAUAUCAUCACUUGGACACUAGCACCUUUCAUACUGUUGAACCACACACGAACUACAUUCCCCACGAGUUACUGCAUCACAAUCACCUUGCCACACCUACACCUCAUUUACAGACACAUAAAAGCAGCAUACUGACUCUCACUCAAUGCGAAGUCGUGUUUAGCCUGUCUGACAUUUCUGAGUGUUUUGCCUAGUGUUUGUCCUUCCCAUGUAUUAUCUUGGAUUGUUUAAACUGACUCUGAUUCUCUGCUGCCUGCCCUGAUCUCUACUUGUUACCGUUUAUGAUUCUGGAUAUCCCUAACAUACCUGAUACUGUUCCUGAUGUCUGGCUGUAUGACCAUUCUCUUAAUAAAA
Messenger RNA from Carassius auratus (goldfish), 1984 nucleotides. Its product is annotated as legumain. The transcript has 13 exons. Gene Ontology annotation, biological process: vacuolar protein processing. NCBI's taxonomy places the organism in Eukaryota, Metazoa, Chordata, Actinopteri, Cypriniformes, Cyprinidae. Gene Ontology annotation, molecular function: cysteine-type endopeptidase activity. The record is from RefSeq and is a predicted model, not a curated record. Bases 35 to 1264 code for a protein of 409 amino acids.